AUGCCCGCAACCAAUUCCGGAGAUGAGAUGCGCGCUCUUUUAGCAGGAUACAUCGGUUGCUUCAACUAUCUUGAGUCCGGCUACGUCCACUUGAAGGACUUGUAUCGGGACCAGCCCGAGUUCGCUGUCGAGGUUCUGAGCACAGUCAAUGCUUAG
This is a messenger RNA of Anthostomella pinea, 156 nucleotides long. The record is from the annotation of a GenBank genome assembly. Lineage: Eukaryota; Fungi; Ascomycota; Sordariomycetes; Xylariales; Xylariaceae.